GGAGGAGUACAUCCACCUUUGAAUCAAUUCCUACGUGAGGAGGAAAUAUUGUAGAAUGACUUGUUGUAUACAUUAUGGAUUCUAAAAAUAAAUGGAAUAACUUCGGAGAAGGUACACGAGAUCACCAGUACACAGGAAUCGUCACCAAAUGCAGCAGCAAAGAAGGGAUUUCCACAUUUGAGAUCUAAAACGACGUUGGGAAUUAAAUCGAUAACUAAACGAAUUUUUUAUCUAAAUAAAAGAUAGCUGUUAUUUUUAAAUAAUUCGCCUUAAAAUUUUUCAGAACUAAUAUAAUGGAUUUUCUAAUUACAACCCUAAAUAAGAACAAUUACAGGAACAAUCUUGCUAUAAUUAUAACUAAUAUUGAUAAUAGUAGUGACGAUGAAGAUGAAAGGCUUCUACUUCAUGAUGAAGACAUCCGAUCUAAUAUAAAUAUAGCAGUCAAUCAAUCAAGAUCAGUAAUCAUAAAUAUAGAUAAUGAUAGUGAUGAAAAUAGAGAUGAUAAUCAACUGCCACCACCACCUCAACCAUCAUCGCCUAUAUCCAUUCAUUCGUUACCACCAUCAUUACCGUCAUCACAAUCAUCAACACUACAAUUAACAUCAUCAUGCCGAAUUUGUUUGAUAAAUCGGGUGGAUACAUUAUCUUUACGUGUCGUCAUCUAUGGGUAUGCUCAGCUUGUAUUAUGA
Messenger RNA from Chelonus insularis, 689 nucleotides. RefSeq lists its product as uncharacterized. The coding region runs from base 294 to 689 and encodes 131 amino acids. Lineage: Eukaryota; Metazoa; Arthropoda; Insecta; Hymenoptera; Braconidae. The record is from RefSeq and is a predicted model, not a curated record. The transcript has 2 exons.